Crotalus tigris (Tiger rattlesnake) is the source of this 4308-nucleotide messenger RNA. It is a transcript of the gene TSKS, whose product is annotated as testis specific serine kinase substrate. NCBI's taxonomy places the organism in Eukaryota, Metazoa, Chordata, Lepidosauria, Squamata, Viperidae. Gene Ontology annotation, cellular component: centriole. The record is from RefSeq and is a predicted model, not a curated record. Bases 1089 to 2177 code for a protein of 362 amino acids. Gene Ontology annotation, molecular function: protein kinase binding. The transcript has 8 exons.
AAAAAUGGAAGACUGAGUCAACCUUCAGCCAGUGAGAAUUGAACUGGCAGCAGCUGGCAGUCAGCAGAAGUAGCAUGCAGUACUGCAUUCUAAUCACUGUGCCACCACAGCUCAUAAUAAAUAGCUAGGUAUUUCAGAGAAUGUUUUGGCUAAUACCUUUUGAUAGUGUGAUUUCAUUUUUAGCCCAACCUAGAAUCUCUGCUGUGACUUUUAAGUUCAUGAUUCUUUACUGACAAAUGCUGACACCAGCUGGAUGCAAAAAAAGGGGGGGGGGAAAUAAAGAUAAGGAGGAGGAUAUUAUAAUUUUUAUUGUAUUCCAACUGUAAGUAAUGAGAUCAUGUAUGAUCUUAAAGUUUAUUUCUCAAAUUCCCUUUGAGAUUACAUAUGAGUUUAUGGACAGAAGAUUGGGAAAUUAGAUAGAUAUGGAAAAUACAGCAAGUGAAUACUUUAUCUUUGUAGAUUUGUAUAGAUGUUAUAUCCUUGAAGCUUGUGGAAGAGAUAGGAAGCAGCAAACAGCACAAAAGUCAUAUAGACAGAUUAUUUGUAAAGCAUAAAAAAGACAAUUUCAUUUAAAUACAUUGAUUUGAAAUUUUAUAUAAUAUUUGAGCCUACAUAUAGCUAACCCAUAAUGUAUAUUUGGUUUAGUUCCAUUGUGCAGUGUGAACGUCACUCUGGGUGGUAUGUAAGUCUGGCUGAUUACUUAACUGUGAUUCAUAGAAAAUUUACAAAUUAUAGCCUAGUGUAGCAGUUGAAUCUAGACAUUGCCUUCCUGUACAAGGUAUAAAAGAGCAGUUAAUUGUACGGUAUUUGUUCAACUCAAUCAAUGCAAUUCCUUCAGUGUCAGCAUUACAUCUUUGGAUUAGUUUUCUUUCCAUCGAAGCCAUAGAAUGUUGAUGGUGCAAAUUGUGGAUGGAAGAGUGGGGUUAUAUGAUUGGCGGCCCCGUGGCAACCAUUGUGAGGUCAUGAGAGCAGCUGGAAGAUCCUUACCCUGCCUGGAGAGCCAGUUGGCUUAUAGAUAGUAGAUAUUUCCUGGUGUGGUACAGGCAAGAAAAUCUGUGCUCAUACCAGAUAUCGAACCCCAACCUAUAAUGGCCAACAUUGUGGUGAAGACUAUCUGGCAAUCCAAAGAAAUAAAUGAGGCUGGAGACACACCGACAAGCAUUGAGAGUCGAGCCCAGAGCAACAAGGAUCAGCUUGGAAAGACUACUAGCAUCAAGGGCUUUCCCAAAAAAAAGAAAGCUGUCUCUUUCCAUGGAGUUGAGCCCCAUUUUACCAGUGAAAGUCCCAAUCUGAAUUUGAAGCGUUCUUCUGCUUGCACUAAUGUUUCUCUCCUGAAUCUAACUGAUGGGGAACGUGAUGAUUCCACCACGGAGAAUGAAUCCACAGAUGAUGGAGGUCUACCAGGGGGAGCAGGAGGCGAAAGACGGGAUCCUCUAUUUCCUAUCAAGCCAGCAUGGUCAGAAGAUGAAGAUGAAAGUUCUAGCCAGCAACAGGAAGUCAGCAACAGUGGCCUUUUGCGAGCCAAGGACUCCAUUACCAGUCUCAAGGAGAGGACAUCUAAGGUCAACCACCAUCUUCAGAAUCUGCAGGAAAGCUGUCGAAAGGUGACAAAAUCUGUGGAGGAUGCUGAAAUUAAGACCAGUGUGCUGGAAGAAAAUUCAGCCCUCCUGGAGGAGAAACUACGUAACUUGCAGCAACAAGUUCAAGUAGAAGACUUUCGUUGGAAAUGCAUGCUGGAGCUGGCCCAGAAGGAAGCAUUGCGGCUGCUGGCCCAGCUGGGGGUACGCUUGGAGGGGGUUCUUCCCCAGCGGGAAAGGACACAGGUGGAACAAGGCCAGGAGCUCAAGAUGCUGCGGGAGGAACUGGAUGAAGUCUCUACCACGGCAAAACGGACUUCAGUGUCUCUCACUCAGCUUCGGACAGACCUGGAUGGGCUCCUGGAAGACAUAUCCCGACAUCUUGCAACAUUGAAGAAUAUGGAAGCGUCUGACCGGCCUCCUUCUAAUUGUGCUAGAUGUUCCAGCUACAGCAUUGUGAAUACAGAGGUGCUGCGAAAGAUGUUUGAGCAUGCGAUGGCACCCGUUUUGGAGGAGCUGAAGCAGCGGGCCCAAUCAGAAGGCAUAUGCCCUAGCUGCCAGCGUUUGCAGAAGACGAUGGCACAGCGAGGCACAGAGUAGACUAACCCCAGACCCUCCAGCCCCCAAUAAAAUGUUUCCAGAGUGCAACCUUUCUGGAGCAUUUUUCUGACCCUAAGUGGAUGCAGGCCAGAUUGAGAUGGCCUUGUACUGGGAAGUCUGGAGGCAGAUUCACCUUGGCUAUGGAUCUACCAUCUGCAAAGCUGCCGCAUCCUGAAUCUUGUUCCCAUUCUAUUCUGACAUCAGUUCACCAAAACCUCUUGCAGAAGUUUGUCUAAACACUACUAAAAAUAGUUUGAGAGAUUGGAAGAUGAACCCGUGAUCUUCAGUGGGCAAAGCACUAUUGCUUUGUCACUAAGCUUUUCUUCCUCUCACCUUGGCUCAUACAGGGAAUUCAGUCCAUAGUCCAAGAGUUAAAUGCAGCCUCUGAAAAUCCUGUAUGUGCUUUCCUGAGCAAUUCUGUUAGGGCUGAAUGUAGAUUUAAUGUGAGUAAAAGUGAAAGUCAUUACAUUGACAGGGAACAAUCAGUGAUAUUAAUUGUAAUGAUAAAUGUAAAUUAAAUUUUGUUUUCUCCUGGCCCUGUUGAUUUUGACGAGUGCAGCCUCCAUAUGCUUUUCCAAAGGUGAAUGCUACAAAUUGCUCAGCUAUAGUUUUGCACUACCUUCCGAUUGAAUGAUCUUCCUACCUACUUCCAUGUUGCUCUUUUUCGCAUUUGCGUCUAUUUUCCUAUAAACAAUUCUUUGUACUUUGUAGGAAGGAUAAUAGCACUGAGGUUGGUGUAAGACAGUGAAAUAACUUUGGGGAGCGGAAACCACCUUUCCAUAUCCAGUUGAAUAAAUCUAAAGGCAUUCACAAAAAUAGUGUAUUGGUGAUGUAACAUAUUGCCUGUUCAAGCUUCAGGUUUUGGGAUAUGUGAGCUCAGAACACAGUCGUUUUUUUUCAUUAAUAAGCAAAAUAGCUUAUGUCUGUUUCAAGUUUUUAUUCUUCUUGUAAAGUUCACUGAAAGUUUAGUGUCAGUUUUGUUCUAUUUUAUUUAUAAACACAUCUUUUGCAUAUAUAGAAAUCCAUCACUUUUGCAUUGUUAUUUAUUCCCCGGACAUAGUAUCCUAGUCUCUUGGUAGUUAUAUGACAGACAAUUUCCAGCUUGUGUCCUAAUUUUAAAAGUACUCUGUAAUUGAUCUGUCACUACCCAGGUAUUCCUGUAAAGGGAAAUAAGGUGGGAGCCUGAGAAACAAUAGGGUAGAAGAAAAGGAAGAAGAAUCACUAAGGAGUUUCUAAAUAAAAUUGUGUGCGAAGAUAAAUUUAGUUUUGCUCUUUCUUUCCCUUCCAGCUUUUUGUGACAUGUAGCUGAAAUUGUCAAGAGAACACCAGCAUUUGCCUGGGGCAGGCAUUAUUUGUUUAAUCAUUUUAUAUCCUUGUGCAGCCUUGUAACUAAGCUAGCAGUCUUUCUUGCAAAAGUUUUACUGGGUAAAAAGCUGAGCAUAAGCUAUUGCAAAUCAAACUGAACUAUAAUGAGUCUCUUGAUAGCCCACAAGUUAACACCAGUAAAGCAAAGAUACCAAAUUGGUAGUUCCAGGUAUUUCCCUUCCUAAGAGAUAAAUGUGUACUAGGAAUCCUACUUGUUGAUGUUGACUAUAAUUACCUACCAAAUGUCAGAAAUAUGUAAGUUAUAGGUACUUGGGUUCAUUCAGCUACCAUUCAGUUAUGACAGUGCUAAAAAAAGUGAUUUACUAUCAUCUUUGCACUUACAAACCAUUGUGCAUCCCUGUGGUUAUGUGAUCAAAACUGGGUGCUUUGCAAUCAGCAUGUAUUUAGGACAGUUGCAGUAUCCUAGAGAAUGGAAAUCAUGUGAAGGCAUAAAAUAUCAUAAUAUCAGGUGCACCUCAAUGACUGCCUCACUUAGUGAUGGACAGUCCCAAUUAUGGUUGUCAGUUGAGGUCUCCCUGUAUCUGCUGUUCUGGGGACAGGGAGUGAAGCUAAAAGGUGUGAGUCAUUUAAAAAAUAAACUCAGUUCUCACAUCCUAUUUGAUAUCCACUGCCAUUUCUCUGUCUAUGGUAGCUCAUAAAUCAUCCAAAAUAUAAACUAAAAGUGCAUCUUUCUCAUCUUUCAGCUGCUUAAUAGUUGCUCAACCCUGCAUUAAGAUCUAAACUGUACUAUAGUGUUUUUUUUUUU